GACGGUACGUCACUGGAAAGUCCACUAUGUCUCCAUAACACCAGUGUUUACAGCCAGGACGUGUUGUUGGAAGAGAAACCUAUGACUACCUGUGAAUAAAGACAAUGCCAUUGAACGUAUGUCUUAAAUAUUUUCCAGAAGUCUGGCUGCCAUCGCAACCAGAUUUGAAAGUAGUAGUUCAAAAUGGCGGCAAAACAAGACUUCAAGGAAAAUGAAGAGGAAGCCAUUGGCGCCCAUAAUGAGUUGGCCUUGUAUCUGGACGAUAGUCUUAAGGAGGAAGAGUUCAUUAAGUUGAAGAAUCUGUUUAAGCGUUGUCCUCUUACUUCAAGACAACAUGAGAAUAUUAAAACUAUGGCAGAUCUAUUUCAACAACUUGAGAACGAUAAAAAAAUUAGUGUUGGAGACUACAAGUUUUUUAAAGAAAAAUUGAAAAAAAUUCAUCCUAGCCUUGCUACUGAAAUGCAAGAAAAGGAGAAACGGAUUCAAGAUAUCCUGAACGGAGGUCCAUCACCAGCUAAAGCACAGAAGACGGGAGACGAAAACCAAAAGCAAUCUCCAGCUGAACAGAAAUCCAUGGCAAUGGAUAUCAGGGAACUCACUGUCCGACAAGAAACCUUAGCAGUCAAUCAAGAAACCAUGGUAGCCAGUCAGGAAACUAUGGCAAAAGAAAAACAUGAGAUACAAGAUAUCCAUGCUGAUCUAAAACCAUUGAUAGUCUCAGCAAUAUAUAGGAUCAAAAAAGAAAAAGAGGAGAAAAAAUUCCUUCAGACCAACGCUUUCCGUGAUUCUCAAGACAAGCUCCGAAAGAACAGGGUUUUAGUCAUCAAGGGAAACACAGGAGAUGGCAAAACUUCUACUGCCAUUCAACUCCUACACUGGCUGAUAAAUGAGCAGCCAUCCAGACAACCCCUUCAGCUUCAUGACAUUAAGGAUUUAAAAUUAAUCACUCCAAAUUCGAAUCUUGUUACUUUCAUCGAUGAUGCUUUUGGUGAGAAAGAUGUUGGUAAAAUUGAUGUUCAAGACUGGAGCAAAAGGCUCGAACAUGUAAAAACACUUUUUGUUGAUACACAAAUCCAUGCUAAUUUUCUGCUAAUUACAAUUCGUAAUGAAAUAUUUAAUUCUUUGACAAAGUCUUCAUUGGGAGCUGUUUUCAGCGAAGAUAACAUCAUUGAUCUGAGCUCACACAGGUACAUAAAUGCAGUGGAAAAAAGAAAACUUUUACAGAUGUAUACGCCAGAAAAAUUUGCAUGGACAGCGGAAGAAAUGAAGAAAGUAAUAAGUUAUUCACCAAAUAUUGGUUUCCCACAAUGUUGUCAGCUUUUCUGCAAAUCUGUGAAAUUGCAAGAAAGACGAGUUAAGUUUUUUGAGAAACCUUUCCAUUUUUUUAUGGAUGUAUUAUUGAAGCUACCAGAAUGUUCUGCCAUUUUGUUUCUCUUCUUGAAUGAUGGAAAAAUAAAGAAAAAAGAUCUAGACCCAAAUGGUAAUAAAGUAAACAAAGCUUUGUUGGAGGAAGCAUUUGAUAUCAGUUUAUUUGGUGGUGAGGAUGACAGAACUACUAUGACAUUUAAAAAAAAAAUACGAUUUGUGCAAGAUAGUUUAGACAAAUUACUAGGAUUUUUGGUGAGGAAGGGGAAAGAUUGGUUGGGUGAUGAAGUGUACAGAUUUGAUCAUGAUUCCAUAUACGUCACAGUAGCUCUUUUGUAUGGAAAAAACACAACGUUUGGUUACAUACAAAAUUGUCCUGUACAAUCCCUCUGUUAUCUCACAAUCUCAAAAACAUCUUCAAACAUGGUUGCCAUAUCAUCCGAUCAUUAUCUAUAUAUGUGUGAACGUUUCCUUCGAGAGUUUGAGAGUGAGAAAUGGCACUUUAACGCCACGAUUAUGUCUCUAGAUGUAUGGAAAGAUCAUGUAUUUGUUAAAAGAUUUGUGUUGUUUUUGAAUGAGAAAAAAAUUGACAAACUUGGUUUGUUUAAUAAUUCAUGUCAUUCUGCUUCAGUAGAUUGUGCUUUAUACCUUCUGUCUGAGGGAGUCAAACCUGACGAGGGUACACAAUGGUGGCCAUUGAUUACAAGAGGUGUAUGGGCUGAUAAGGGUGAUGUGGAUAUCCUUAAGAAAGUUGUUACAUACUUGAAUGAUGAAACGAAACUUCUCCUGUUAAAUAACGCAUGUUAUUCUGGUUCAGAAGAAUGUGCUUUAUAUCUUCUGUGUGAGGGAAUCAAACCUGACAAGGCUACACCAUGGUGGCCAUUGAUUACAAGAGGUGUAUGGGCUGGUAAGGGUGAUGUGGAUAUCCUUAAGAAAGUUGUUAUAUACUUGAAUGAUGAAACGAAACUUCUCCUGUUAAAUAACGCAUGUUAUUCUGGUUCAGAAGAAUGUGCUUUAUAUCUUCUGUGUGAGGGGGUCAAACCUGACGAGGCUACACCAUUAUGGGCAUUGAUUACUAGAGGUGUAAGGGCUGGUAAGGGUGAUGUGGAUAUCCUUAAGAAAGUUGUUACAUACUUAAAUGAUGAAACGAAACUUCUCCUGUUAAAUAACGCAUGUCGUUCUGGUUCAGAAGAAUGUGCUUUAUAUCUUCUGCGUGAGGGAGUCAAACCUGACGAGGACACACCAUGGUGGUCAUUGAUUACAAAAGGUGUAUGGGCUGGUAAGGGUGAUGUGGAUAUCCUUAAGAAAGUUGUUAUAUACUUGAAUGAUGAAACAAAACUUCUCCUGUUAAAUAACGCAUGUCGUUCUGGUUCAGAAGAAUGUGCUUUAUAUCUUCUGUGUGAGGGGGUCAAACCUGACGAGGAAACAUCAUGGUGGCCAUUGAUUACAAGAGGUGUAUGGGAAGGUAAGGGUGAUGUGGAUAUCCUUAAGAAAGUUGUUACAUACUUGAAUGAUGAAACGAAACUUCUCCUGUUAAAUAACGCAUGUCGUUCUGGUUCAGAAGAAUGUGCUUUAUAUCUUCUGCGUGAGGGGGUCAAACCUGACAAGGACACACCAUGGUGGCCAUUGAUUACAAGAGGUGUAUGGGCUGGUAAGGGUGAUGUGGAUAUCCUUAAGAAAGUUGUUAUAUACUUAAAUGAUGAAACGAAACUUCUCCUGUUAAAUAACGCAUGUCGUUCUGGUUCAGAAGAAUGUGCUUUAUAUCUUCUGUGUGAGGGAGUCAAACCUGACGAGGAAACACCAUGGUGGCCAUUGAUUAAAAGAGGUAUGUUGGAUCACAAGGGAGAUGUGAAUAUCCUUAAGAAAGUGUUUAUACACUUGGAUGAAGAGAUGAAACUGACCUUGUUAAAUAAAGCAUGUGAUUCUGGUUCAGAGGAAUGUGCUUUAUAUCUUCUGUGUGAGGGGGUCAAACCUGACGAGGCUACACCAUUAUGGGCAUUGAUUACUAGAGGUGUAUGGGCUGGUAAGGGUGAUGUGGAUAUCCUUAAGAAAUUUGUUACAUACUUAAAUGAUGAAACGAAACUUCUCCUGUUAAAUAACGCAUGUCGUUCUGGUUCAGAAGAAUGUGCUUUAUAUCUUCUGCGUGAGGGAGUCAAACCUGACGAGGACACACCAUGGUGGUCAUUGAUUACAAAAGGUGUAUGGGCUGAUAAGGGUGAUGUGGAUAUCCUUAAGAAAGUUGUUAUAUACUUGAAUGAUGAAACAAAACUUCUCCUGUUAAAUAACGCAUGUCGUUCUGGUUCAGAAGAAUGUGCUUUAUAUCUUCUGUGUGAGGGGGUCAAACCUGACGAGGAAACAUCAUGGUGGCCAUUGAUUACAAGAGGUGUAUGGGAAGGUAAGGGUGAUGUGGAUAUCCUUAAGAAAGUUGUUACAUACUUGAAUGAUGAAACGAAACUUCUCCUGUUAAAUUGCGCAUGUUGGUCUUGUUCAGAGGAAUAUGCUUUUUAUCUUCUGUGUGGGGGAGUCAAACCUGACAAGUCUACACCAUUGUGGUCAUUGAUUGCAAGAGGUGUAUGGAAAGGUAAGGGAGAUGUGGAUAUCCUUAAGAAAGUUGUUACAUACUUAAAUGAUGAAACGAAAUUUCUCCUGUUAAAUGACGCAUGUUGUUCUGGUUCAGAAGAAUGUGCUUCAUAUCUUCUGUGUGAGGGGGUCAAACCUGCGAGGAAACACCAUAGUGGCCAUUGAUUACAAGAGGUGUAUGGGCCGGUAAGGGAGAUGUGGAUAUCCUUAAGAAAGUUGUUAUAUACUUGAAUGAUGAAACGAAACUUCUCCUGUUAAAUAACGCAUGUUAUUCUGGUUCAGAAGAAUGUGCUUUAUAUCUUCUGUGUGAGGGGGUCAAACCUGACAAGGACACACAAUGGUGGCCAUUGAUUACAAGAGGUGUAUGGGCUGGUAAGGGUGAUGUGGAUAUCCUUAAGAAAGUUGUUAUAUACUUGAAUGAUGAAACGAAACUUCUCCUGUUAAAUAACGCAUGCUGUUCUGGUUCAGAAAAAUGUGCUUUAUAUCUUCUGUGUGAGGGAGUCAAACCUGACGAGGAAACACCAUGGUGGCCAUUGAUUACAAGAGGUGUAAGGGCUGGUAAGGGUGAUGUGGAUAUCCUUAAGAAAGUUGUUAUAUACUUGAAUAAUGAAACGAAACUCCUCCUGUUAAAUAACGCAUGUUAUUCUGGUUCAGAAGAAUGUGCUUUAUAUAUUCUGUGUGAGGGGGUCAAAGCUGACAAGGACACACAAUGGUGGCCAUUGAUUACAAGAGGUGUAAGGGCUGGUAAGGGUGAUGUGGAUAUACUUAAGAAAGUUGUUAUAUACUUGAAUGAUGAAACGAAACUUCUGUUAAAUAACGCAUGUCGUUCUGGUUCAGAAGAAUGUGCUUUAUAUCUUCUGCUUGAGGGGGUCAAACCUGACAAGGACACACCAUGGUGGCCAUUGAUUACAAGAGGUGUAUGGGCUGGUAAGGGUGAUGUGGAUAUCCUUAAGAAAGUUGUUAUAUACUUAAAUGAUGAAACGAAACUUCUCCUGUUAAAUAACGCAUGUCGUUCUGGUUCAGAAGAAUGUGCUUUAUAUCUUCUGUGUGAGGGAGUCAAACCUGACGAGGAAACACCAUGGUGGCCAUUGAUUAAAAGAGGUAUGUUGGAUCACAAGGGAGAUGUGAAUAUCCUUAAGAAAGUGUUUAUACACUUGGAUGAAGAGAUGAAACUGACCUUGUUAAAUAAAGCAUGUGAUUCUGGUUCAGAGGAAUGUGCUUUAUAUCUUCUGUUUGAGGGAGUCAAACCUGACGAGUACACACCAUGGUGGCCUUUGAUUAAGAGAGGUAUGUUGGGUCACAAGGGAGAUGUGGAUAUUCUUAAGAAAGUUUUUAUACACUUGGAUGAAGAGAUGAAACUGACCUUGUUGAAAAAAGCAUGUUGGUCUGGUUCA
Messenger RNA from Pecten maximus, 5339 nucleotides. RefSeq lists its product as uncharacterized. Lineage: Eukaryota; Metazoa; Mollusca; Bivalvia; Pectinida; Pectinidae. Gene Ontology annotation, cellular component: membrane; synapse; axon initial segment. Gene Ontology annotation, biological process: neuronal action potential; regulation of apoptotic process; negative regulation of delayed rectifier potassium channel activity. The record is from RefSeq and is a predicted model, not a curated record. The coding region runs from base 184 to 4110 and encodes 1308 amino acids. Gene Ontology annotation, molecular function: transmembrane transporter binding. The transcript has 6 exons.